Gaeumannomyces tritici R3-111a-1 is the source of this 6030-nucleotide messenger RNA. RefSeq lists its product as hypothetical. NCBI's taxonomy places the organism in Eukaryota, Fungi, Ascomycota, Sordariomycetes, Magnaporthales, Magnaporthaceae. The transcript is spliced from 4 exons. The record is from RefSeq and is a predicted model, not a curated record. The coding region runs from base 1982 to 5155 and encodes 1057 amino acids.
CUAGAACUAUAGCGCCCAACGUCACGGGGACUGAUGAUCGUUUCACGGCCUGCCAGAGCUUGGACGCAGAAACUUUUUUUUUUUCGUCCUUGCUUUUGACAUCAUGGUUUCUUUCUUGUUCUCGCUGUCAUUUUCCUUCUUCUUGUCAUCUUAUAUCUUCUUCUUUCUUUCUCUUCUUUUUUUUUCCUCGUCCACUUUAGCUCUUCGUGUUCUUUGGAACAUCGGGAUCGCCUUGUUCAAGGCUUCCAUGAAACAACGCCGGUGGUGGGCAGAGAUGGGAUGGGCGGCAGUGAUGGAUGUGUGGAAGAAAUGAAUGGGUGUGCAGAUCAAGGGGCCCAAGCCAGCCAGCACCACACGCAGGCGACACAGCAGUGGCAGGCUCUUCAGGGCCACCACCCCACCAGCACGGCGCUUGCUCCCGUGUGUCGCGAGUGGAGGAAGGACGGUGUCCCCCCUCGAGCCGUGGCAUGAGCCAUGAGCUGUCGUGUUGCCGUUAGCCGCCCGAAGGGAUGCGGGGACUGGGGGUCCGCCGUUGAGGACGGCGCCAGCACCAACGAGAAGAGUUCAGACGGGGCUGGUGCAUGAGCCGUGCGUCGUCGCCAUGCAUCCAGGCCCUGCAGCAGCAACCAAGACGCCCUGGCCGUCCAACGUCGCAGCCAUUGGUCGCGCAUGUGUGACUCCCAGCCUGAUGGGCAGUCAGGAGGCAGGCGAUGCGCCGCUGCCGAAUUGACACGUUGGAGAUGCCGGGGCGCCUCGCUGGCAUGAGAUGGAACAUGAAGGGUGCCAGGGAGGGGGCAAGGCCAGGCCGGCAGAGGAGCAGCAGCAGAGGAACAGCCAGCAGAGGAGCAAGCAGGGAACAGCAGCCGGCAAGUGGGUUCCUGCCAGCUAGUGCCGUGGCCGGCCCGUCUGAUAAAGAGUCAAUCUGUCGGUCAAACAGAAACCCCAUGUCUUUUGCUCGAUUUUUUUUCUCUUGUCACCAGCGCGGUGAGUCAAAGGCUGGCCAGGGUGGAUCAGUAGCCAACCUCUUCGUCUAGCCUUUUACGCCCAGCCUUCUUCGGACGCAUCGCUGGAAUGCCGUCACGGCUCACGGUCCUCAGGGGAGCACAGACCAAAAUAUCUGUCGCACUUGUGCCUUGUCCCGUCUGCCCUCCCUCUGUCGCCCUCGAUCCGACGUCCAGUGUCCAGCACCCAAGUUGUCUGCGCCCGUCCCAUAUGGAUCAAUUACCACGGCUAGUCAAUCGGUGCGUGAGGUAAUGUAGAUGCGUGGUAGAGCUGCAUUGAGGCCGUGCGCCUGCAUCAAGGCAAUCCGUCAGUCAAUCAUGGGCACUCGUGUUUUUGCUGGCUGCGUCACCCGUCCGCCUCGAGCUUUCCGGGUGGCCAAGACGCCGUGGGCGGGCUGGCUCCAGGCUGGGGCCCUCCCUUCGGCCCUUCGCUGUCGGCCACCGGUCACCGGCCACCAGGCGUCUGGUCCUGAUUGUCGCCGGUAUUGGUUGGCUGUAUUUCCCUUGGUCCGUCGCAUUUUGCUGCCCAGUGUCGGGUCGAGCUUUACAAUUUGAUGGAAUCCAUCAAUUCAGGCCCAGUCCAGCCCCAGCCAGGACCCAGUCAGGACCCCCCGCCCACCGAGCCCGCACUUGACUCAAUCCAUAGUGGGGCCCUCGAAGCGCCUAGCACAAGCUCCAGUCCCUCCCCGGGACCCGCCGGGCUGGGCAAGCUUAGGCCUUGAGGCGGGCCAUUCAUUGAGCGUCACGGCCUGGCCACUGCUAAUGGCACAAGCUAGCAGCAGAUCUGGACCUCCCAUUGCCAAACAGCAUCUGGAACGCGCAGAUUCAUGCGACCGUCGAUGCUGACUGGCUGCCCACCCAGCCCCGGCCGAGACCACAGCUCCCCUCCGAGCUCGAGGGCGAGCCUCGUCCGCCUCAAUCAGGCUGCCACAUCCGAGUAGGCAAGCAGCAUCGACCGAGAUGCCUUCAGACACCGCACAAUGGAUUUCUGGUCACGAUUGCUAGCCCACACUCCUCUGUCCUCGGACAGCUCCCGCCGAGACCAUGCCAAAGACCCCUUCCGCCGCCUCCAGCGGUUCGAGAAGAAAUAUGGCCAGAUGCUGCAAAUAUGGAGGAGCACCUCCAACCUCGCCCGUGACGAAGACGCCGCCGAGGCCAUCGAGGAGCGCCUUGUGGAGCUUACGGCGAUCCUGGCCGACGAGUCGCGCCGUCCACUGCCACACCCCUGCAUCGCCUUUUCCGCCUCCAAACAAAUAUAUGUGCCCGUUUCCAAGAUAGCCACCACCUCGUAUGACGAAUGUAUAGUUCGCGAGGCCGUCCUCUUCUUCGCUACUCUGAUCGAAAGUGAAGAGGAGGCUUUUGUCGAGAGCGAAGCCUUCGCCAACAGCUUGACCACCCUCCUCCUCCGCAUCACCGGCGCCAACAGCUUCCAGCUCGGCUCCGAUACCGAGAUCAGGAUCGUCGAACUCGCAUUCAACAUCACCACCAAGAUCCGCCUCGACCCGGCCAGUGUCCUCGCCGCCUGGUUCAAAUCCUCACCGCCUCCGCCCCCGCCCCCGCCCCCGCAACAGCAACAACAAACCGUCUCUUCUGAUGCUGGACCAGAGAAGCAGUUGCAGGAUAGCCACGACAAGUUCGCGGGUAGGACCCAAAAACAAGACUUUCCACUCUUCUACCUCCUGGUCGACUACAUCCACCAUGAGGGCAAGGUCGGCGACUUUGCUCGCACAGGUCUGCUGUACGUCAUCGAGGCCGCCUCGAGCUCCGUCGACCUGGAGCGAUGGAUCGUCGAGAGCGACUUGUCAACCCUCAUGGCCACGGGCCUAGGUGCCCUCUACAGCCAGCUGAGCCGGAAGCUCGUCAUCGACCACCCCGCCGACCAACUACCUCCCAUCCUCGCCCUCUCCGACUACCAGCAUCCCAAGUCUACCUACGAGAUCGUCAGCUCUUGUUCCCCCGAGUUCCAGGCGCACCUGGACACCUUCCUGUCCCAUCUUCUAUUCUGGCAGGAUGUCCUUAACCACUGCAAGUCGGUCGAGGUCAAGUCGACGCUCCUGGAACAUUUUCGCAUAAUUUUCCUUAAACAGCUAUUAUACCCCUCGCUGCUCGAAUCUUCUGACAUGGAUGGUGGCUCCUCUGUCGCCGUCCUGACAUAUCUCCGUCGUAUUCUGGAGUCCCUCGACCACCCGGACAUGAUCAGCCUCAUCCUCUCGUACCUUCUGGCUCUUCCGGAAGCUGCCGCCUUGGAGACGUCCUCUGCAGAAGGUCCUCGCAACACAGUUAGCGCGGCGCGCAAGCGCAAGUCGAUGGACCUCUUGAGCAUGAUUGCUGCUCAGUCCGAGACUGCUGCCGACCCGCUGCUCUACAACCUGGUCGACCUCAUUCUCUCCUGCUUGCGCUCCCACAGCCACCAGACCAUCCACGUCACUCUCCAGCUCGUCUCGGCCAUCUUGAGGCGGCACCACCGGUAUGCCACGGCGACCCUGCUAAAAACGGAGGGCGUCCACAGCGCAGCGCGCCGCCGGACAAUCGGCGCGCACAGUCAGGAGGUGGAUUUCUUCAUGUCUUUGGCCGGCGCCAUUGGUGGUCAGGACGAUUUCGAUGCGCUUUACGAAGACUCCCUUCGCGAUGCCACCACCCGUCUCGAGUCGCAUCCGUGCUCGCUCAAACUUGUCGCGCCGCGCACGUCGACUGACAACCACGACCUGCCCGCCGUCCCGAUCGACAGCUUGCCAGGUGCGCCGCGCGAUGUCCACCGACACACAGUCCGGCCCGACGACCCCCUUUUGAACGCCGUGCUCGACCUUCUCGAAACGUUCUUCGUCAACCCCAUCGAAACGAACCUGUCGGUGACGGAGACGCUUUUCGACCUGGCGGUUUGCGGGUUUGUGAGCAUGGAAGGCUGGAUGUUACGACACCCAGACAAGUACACGUUCGGUGACGAUAACGACGACGACGAUGACGACGACUACGACGACAGUCAACAGCCUCUAAGCCCAGCCGCUCUUGACCCGGACUCGCCCGAAUUUGCCGAGUUGCGCCGGGCGCGCGAGAUGAGGAAAUGCAGACGGCGACCUCGAUGGUCUCCCAUAGGACUUACCCGACUCCUGGCACUCCUCCAGACGCUCUCGGAACAGGUUGAGGCCUAUCGCGAGUCUGUUCCGCGCUUCGACGAUUUGCUCCAACAGCGACGAGAGGCCUUCCAGACCGCAAACGCCUCAGGCGCCUCGGUCAACCCGCAGCCCGGCGCCCGCAGCAGCAGUGGUGGUAGGGCCGGGGCCGCAAUAACUCCGAUCAUGGGCACCGGCGAGUGGCGUCAUCGCUCAAGUGUCAGCGACUCCAGGAGCUCUUCACCUGGCGGCAUACCUGCGGCGCUCGAGGGAUUCGCACAGCGCAUUCUCUCGGAGCUCGGGACUCCCAGCCGCACUGGUAGCCCGCGCGGAAGGAAGGAUUCGGCCGGUGAUCGACUCCGUCCCGGCGGUGGUAGGUCCUCAACCUCGACCCCAUCCUUAUCGCAGGGCGAAUUCGCCGGCGGUCAGUGGAGCGCCUCAUCGACGGCAAUGACAGGAGGCUACGGGCUCGCAACGCCGACAGCGACGUCCACCAUACCUCCCCCCAGAUACGACAACCCGACAGCCUCAAGCUCGCCAUCGAGAGGACCUGCCGGAUCCCCUAUGCGUUCGGGCGGCGACAGGGGUAGGGAUCCAGCCGUAGCUAGUCAGGUCGAGGCGUUCAAGGCGAUCGACCAACAGAUCUUGGCCAGGCGCGUCUGCCUCCCGGCUGUGACGCGGAUCGUGCAGCCAAUCCCACUAGACCUCAGCGGGAAAAAGCUGGCCACAGGAACCAAGGAACCAGGGACUGGUGACCUCGAUGGGGCACGGGAUGGCGAUGUUACGGACGAGAAGACGCAGGUGUCGCAGCAGCCAAUGUCGCUUGAGAUGGAGCUGGCGGCAGAAGAGAAUGGCGACGGCAAUGAGGACGAGCAGCAUGAGGAAGCGGCCACAGACGCGCCUGCCAAGGAGCCUGAGGAGCCCAAGACGGUGUCAGUGUCUCACCUCCUCACGAACGUGCUCGUCCUUCAAUCAUUCCUAUUCGAGCUGGCUAGCCUUGCCCAGGCCAGAGCGGCUCUAUUUGACGAGGUCCGAUUUGCGUGAGCAUUACGACGCCAUGCGUGAUAUUUUCCGGCUUAUCUUUUGGGGACGAGCCGCUGGAUACUGGGCCGGGCCUCUUGUUUUUGUCUUCAGAGCACCUUGGGCACAUUUGUUUCAGGCCAUUGGUUAGUUUCGAACCACAGACAGCACGUCCAUGUUUGGAUUACGUUUUAUAAAAGCGAUGAGCUGGAUCGGGUCACUUGUUGUACUCUUUGUAGCAGAAUCCAGUGAGAGGGAGUAUCACGGUCAGGAAGCAAGCGUGGCAUGGAUCGAAGCAUCAUUGCUCAUUAUAUCCUACCCAGUGAAGAGAAAGAGAUAAAAAAAAAAAAUGCCGGCGUAGAAGGCGAAUAAGUCUCCAAUGGCAGAAAACGCGGCAAAACCAAAACGCAUCGCAGUAAAGAUGAUCGAACCCAGGAUCGAACUGAGGACCUUGAGCGUGUUAAGCUCACGUGAUAACCGACUACACCAUUCGACCGCUUGGCGUGCUUCUUGCAGGUCGGCGAUUCGUGCGUCGCUCAUGUCCCCGGGCGGCAACGACACGGAGGGGAGGAGUGCCCCACCCCUGGUGGUGGUGGGAACAGAUGAGGAGAGAGCGGGCAAGAAGUGAGGCGAGUGGCUUCCAAGGCGGUCGCCGACCACCUGUCACGCCAGGAUGCGAUGCCUGUUCCCACCGGUUGGAGCUUUGGAUGGGGUCUUUAUACUGGAGCCGUCCCGCAUGGCUGCCCAAAGGGCCAGGGGCCGGUUGGUGCGGGGUCUGGGGUCCUGACGGGGGGAGGGAGGGUUUGUGGGUGGAACUUUGCAGUGAAGCUAGCGGAGUAGAUCAGCUAUCGAUAUAGUAAACAAAACCGGUCUUCGCCGGGUCCCAGUUCAUCUCCCUC